AUGGCGACGCAGAGCGUGGUUUUGGAGCACUUGCGGAAAAUGCUGAAGACAGUGGACGACACCACAACCGAGAAGCAAAUAAGGGCCAAGCUGGCAGAGGAGCUGGGCUAUUCAGUGGACGAGUACAAGAGCGCCAUCAAGGCCGAGGUGUCAAGUUAUGUUGAGAAGCUGGCGGAGAGCCACAAGAGGAAGGCGGUAGAUGAAGCAGAGGGCGCCGAAAUUGAGCCUCCACGCAAGGCAGCCAAGACACAUGCCAAGCAAGCAACUUCCAAGGUUGUCGGGGGUGGUGGUGAUGAAAAUUUUCAAGUCCUGCUUAGUGAGAAGAAGCGCGCAACGAUAUCUGUGUUCAGAGGCAUUGCAAGGGUCGAUCUGAGGGAGUAUUUCCAGAAAGAAGGGUCCUGGCUGCCCACAAAGAAAGGCAUCAGCUUGCCACAGGACCAAUGGAACAAGCUGAACGAUGAAGCACAGGCGAUCUCUGCUGCUUUGGCAGCUGAUGACACUGACUACCAGGCUACGUUGUCUGACAGGCGAUCUAUUACCAUCAGCACGUUUAGGGAAAAGUGCUACUUACAAAUUCGAGAGUACUAUGAAAAGGAUGGUAAGAAGCAACCAGGAAAGACUGGUAUCAGCCUGAACUUGCAGCAGUGGGAUGCUCUGAAGAACAAAAUGGGGGAUCUGGACGAGGCACUGAAGGCAUGUGUCUGA
Ostreobium quekettii is the source of this 705-nucleotide messenger RNA. The record is from the annotation of a GenBank genome assembly. Lineage: Eukaryota; Viridiplantae; Chlorophyta; Ulvophyceae; Bryopsidales; Ostreobiaceae.